Molecule: messenger RNA, 4890 nt
Organism: Pomacea canaliculata
Lineage: Eukaryota; Metazoa; Mollusca; Gastropoda; Architaenioglossa; Ampullariidae
Product: protein phosphatase 1 regulatory subunit 27-like
Exons: 5
Coding region: 822-1358 (178 amino acids)
Cellular component (GO): cytoplasm
Molecular function (GO): enzyme inhibitor activity; protein binding; phosphatase regulator activity
Source: RefSeq, a predicted model, not a curated record
GCAGUGUGUGUGGUGGACGUGGCAGUGUCUGUGGUGGACGUGGCAGUGUCCGUGAUGGACGUGGCGGUGUCCGUGAUGGACGUGGCAGUGUACCCGCCUACAGGUAACGGUGUCGGCGUUGAUGCUUCCCUUAUCUGCAAGUCGCCGCAGACUUGGGUCUCGCAAGUACAGCGCCGUGUCCGCUGGCUGCAGGCGGCUACAGGUCGAGCUGGGAGCAAGAGAGAGCGGGAUACCCUGAUACCCUGAUUACCCUGAUACCCUGAUACCCUGAUACCCUUGUCUGGUGGAGCUGAGCUCCAGACGUCUACUGCAGUCAGCCCACGUCAGUGGUAGGCAGCGCUGCGUUGUGUGUAUGUGUGUGUGUGGGAGGCUGCAGUAGACAACGACUGCGCUUGUAGCGGGUGGCGGCCUCGUCACAUCCACCUCAUCAAGUAACUGCGCGUGUACGAGGCUGGAGAUAACGCUGCUCCCCGCCCACCCUCCUACCCCCCGGGUCUAGCGUAUUGAUGACAUAACACAACGUGUCGCCAGACGCCUGCAGCAGCACUACCUCGUGUGUCGGCAGAGCACCGUGAUCACCUGCAACACCGGUGUCUGAGCGCUGGGUCCCAGCGUCAUCGUCUCCAGGUGGAGCACUUCCUGGGGCCUGGACUACGUCCUCCUGUAGACACCUCACCCCACGUGUGCUACGUCAGACAACAAGUCAUCACUCAAGCUGCGCACAGAUCAUCGAAAGACGCGCUUCCGGUGACUGGUCCCCGACUCUGGUGUGCGGGCGUCGUGCCAUCAGGGGGAGGAGGAGUGAGGUCACGUGGUACAGCAUGUCUCGCAGGGCCAGUAUUCUGGCCAAACAGCAGCGCUCCCGUCCAAAGGUUCGUUUCCCAGAUGAUCUGGUCUUCCUCGACAACAUCCGGGAGAACGAUUUGGAUGCUUGCAAGGUCAUGCUCCGCCGGGCAUCGCUCAAAAUUGACAUCAACGCCCUCAACGAUGCCGGCCUGACACCGCUACACCAGGCAGUGCUGGAUGGCAAUCUGGCAGCUGUCAAGCUGCUGGUGGAGCACGGAGCCAACGUCAACGAGCGGGACGCCGACACCUGGACACCCCUCCAUGCCGCCUGCGCUGAGGGGCACACCGACAUCGUCAGGUACUUGUUGACGAAAGGUGCCAACAAGGAAAUCAUGUCGUGCGAGGGUGAGCGCCCCCUGGACUUGGUGGACAGCGCCGACCUGCACACCAUCGGCGCCAUGUUGGAGACGGAGGCGCCUUUGGGAUUAUCCUCGCACAACGAAGACUCCUCUCCCUCCUCAUCUCCCGCCAAACGGCGGCCAACGGGCAAGAGUUCCCGUGAUGGUGACUAGGAAUCAGCGACCACCCGGUGACGUCAUACACAACGCCACCGUCACCGGACUGGCGUGAUAGCAUCAUCACUGACAACGUGGACACUGGGAACCCUCACCUGAUGACGCGCUGGGAGUACACGCACUUCAUGACGUCAGUAACGUGAGGAUGACCCUUCUUGACCUGCACCAAGAACGUCAACAGCAGCGCAUACCACGUGCACCAACGAGUGUGUAUGUGCGCGCGUGCGUGUGCAUUUUUAUUUAAGGGUAGGGGUAGACGACUUGCAGAAGAUACAGCAGCCCCUCAUGCUGUUUCCCCCGAUUUAGAGGCGAAGGCAGCAGACAACUGCCAAUAGAUGGGCAGAAUGUGUGCUGUCAUUUGUCACCAACAUGGUAACCAUGGUGACUGUCGUGAUACAGAAUGUCUCGCCGCUCUCUCCGGAGGACAAGGUCGGUACCUUGGUAACCGAGUGGAUUUCUUACUGUACAAUAUAUCACACCCACUAUUUGUCGGCCGGUAACCAUGCAUUAGUUUGCUCAUGUUUAUGGAAGUAGUAGUUUGGUUUCUAUGAAAAUAAUGGCGCACGUCGGUAAAUCACGUGGUGACGUGGUGACGUGAACUCCUGGGGAGGCGGCGUAGUGCGCGAGGAGAGCUAUGUCCAGAUGUAGCACGUGCCUCACGGAGUCAAGUAGUCGUCCAUCCUAUGUUGUCCCGGUCCUGUUGUGACGAGUGAUGUAUUGUCAUGUCUUUGUCACCACAAUGCCUACACCACCGACUUCACACCACACUUUCACACAACAACCCCACAGCCAGCACCCGGCAAAUGGCUUCUGACCUCCGGUCCACGUGUCUCACUAAUGUAACCACUGCACUGCAAGUCACAAAUCCACUGCGAAGCUGUAUCAUAGUAUAGAAGGUUCUAUUCAUGUAUUACAUUGUUUAAAGUUCUAAUGAUGUAGUCAUGGAAACUUGAGUGUCUGCUGCAACACGAACAUGGUCAUGAUUGUCUGUGACAAGCACAGGUGACAUACUGAGCUGUGAAUGUGGCUGGGUUGGGAUACAAAGUACGUGCAGCUAGCACAUGUAGAGACUUGAUACCUCAUUCGACUUUUUUUAUCAUUAUUUAUUCAGAAAUUGUUUUAGAUAAAUGUAAAACCUUAAAAUAACCAAUAUUUUGUGUUGAAAGUAUAACUGAUAAUGCAUUUUAAUCUUCUUACAAAAUAUAACAAUCAAACCAUGCAAUCCUAUGAUAUGUCAAGUUCCAAACUAGCUACAGCUGCCAGCUUCAAAUAUUUACACAAAACAAAGUAUGAUUUGAUUAACUUACUCAUACCUUUGUAAACAAUGUUGAAAUAACUUGAAUAUACGACUUUUUAUGAAGUGGCAGGCUUUACAGAAAACAACCUGGCAUAGCUUUAUGACCAAACUUUGUAUUGUUAUCUUCAGCCUUAUCUUCUUUUUCAUUCACACCACUGGGAAAACUGAUUAUACAUUAUGACUGUUUUGUUCACACAGAAGGUCCUUUUGCUAAAACUUUAAUAUUGACACCCUAUUUCCCCAACAAUAAGCGCAAUAAACAACAGCCCUAUAGUUUUAAAAUAAAACAGUCUUUGUUAAUUAGUGUCGUAUGCCUUCUCCAGCAAGGCUGAUAUUGAUAAAAGUUCUAAUCCUCACCCAGAAAGAAGAGGCAUAGCAAAACAUUUUGUUGUGGUAACACACUACCACUUCUUAUAAACUAGAAAACCUAAUACAGAUUUCUGUUUUAAUUUGUGUGUGGGUGAGGCCCAUACACAGGUGAAGGGUAGUGAGACAAAUCUAAAAAUGUACAAAACAGGUCUGAGCAGUCAUAAAGUAUCUGUAAGAGAAAAGGAAAUCCAUGAGGACAUGGUACAGACACCUGCUGAGGACUUCCCUUCCUAUGUAACUGUGAACACGUGGGCUGCUGAAUUCAAGCGGGACAGGGUCAGCACAGAAGAUGACCCUCGGUCAGGUCAACCAAAAACCUCAACCACUGAUGAUCAAGUUGAUGUCAAUCACCGUCUGGUUUUGAAUGACGGACAUAUUACUGUCCAGCAGAUAGCUAAGUCCAAAGGCAUUAGUUCUGGUUCAGCCCACACUGUUUUAACCGAGAUCUUGGAGAUGAGCAAGCUGCCUGCUAGAUGGGGCCCAAGAAAACUGAAAAAGGCUGAGCGUCGUUGGACCAAGUACAUUGAUGUCAGGAUGGACUAUUUAGAAAAAUUGUGAAAAGCUGUCUUGUUUCUGCAACUCCUUCUUGGUGAGGCUUAGAACUUUUUGAACGACCCUUGUAUACCAUGAACUAAAAAGUAAAAAACUACAAAUAAGCUAGCGGCACCUUCAAAUGCCCUGUAAGACUUAUUAUCAUAACCACAGGAAUGUCUGUAACAGGUAAUUGCUUAUCUAGGGAUCCUGCUUCAAGAUUAACAAACCCAAUGCUCUUGGCAUUCCAGUCCAGGUGUCUUUUAAUUUCCAUGCCAUCAAUGGUAAGAAAAAAUGAGCCUUCUGAGCCUAUUAAGCAUUUUUAAAACCUGGUUAGAUACUGCUGAGUCAUCUGAAUAUUGAAAAAUAAUUAUCGAAUGAAAAGGGAACAAUUGAUAUUUUUUCUUAAUUCAAUAUUGUUUAAGUAAUUAUUUUUUAAACAGAAAUUUUGGCAGCAAUUAUAGGUAGGUGAACAAAAUGUUUAAAAUGUUUAAAAUGUUUCAUGUUGGCAUAGGUGCUUUUAAGUUCUUUAAUUCAUUACAUCAAUCAGAAACUAAUCCAUUUAAUAUUUCUCUUGUUUCAUUCCUCAUAUGUUUAUCCAAUGCAUUCUUUUUUCAUGGUACAUUGGUACAGUGUCCUCAUAAACAAUCUCUUCCCUAGUGACAGGCACAUAAGUAAGGAUCACUUACCUUCGAAUGGUAGCUUCCUGUGGUAAAACCAUCUUUUUCCAAAGAAAGUGCUUUGCUUGUGCUCCAUAAAAAUACAAUGCUGUUGCAAUUUUUUGAUCAGCAGUGUAUGUGUGUGUAUUCAUGACCUGCUCUCUCAAAUAGUUCUACAGAUAUUAUCUACAAAAUAUCUUGGCAAUAAAUAAUUGUUGUAGCAGAACAUACUAGCAUAGCAGCCUCUCUCAAAACCCCAGUCAUACACCUCCCUGUGAGAAUUAGAGGAACUAUCAUCUGUUAUUCAUUGAUAGAAAAGUGUGCCAUGACGAGAUGAUGGGAAGUCUCCAUGGAAAUGAUGAGAACAAAUUCGCACAUUGAUGCUACCCAAGACUGAUUUCCAGGACAAAUCCUUUUCAUAGUUCAUAGGAUCUGAUGGUGGCCUGAAAAUAUUAAUGCCCAUGUGACAAAAACUCAUUUUGAUUGAAUGCAUUUUCAGUAGGCCAUAGUCUUAAAACUAAUUAUUGUGUACAUGAAAAGCUUCUGCUGUGGAAAUCCUGUAAUGCUUUAUAGUGUUGUCAAUGUUUAUCAUUUAUGUCUCCAUCAUUUGUAAUGCAAGCGAUGUAUUUUUGUUGGAUCAAAUUUUAAAUAAAUAUUUCUUGUUUGAAAAAUU